This is a messenger RNA of Kockovaella imperatae, 2235 nucleotides long. RefSeq lists its product as hypothetical. The coding region runs from base 53 to 2191 and encodes 712 amino acids. Gene Ontology annotation, cellular component: nucleus. NCBI's taxonomy places the organism in Eukaryota, Fungi, Basidiomycota, Tremellomycetes, Tremellales, Cuniculitremaceae. Gene Ontology annotation, biological process: rRNA processing. The record is from RefSeq and is a predicted model, not a curated record. The transcript has 8 exons.
CUUGCUGGGGUGUCGAAUCGAUCCAAGUUGGGACUAGACGACGACGUGAAACAUGCCGAAAGCUUCCAAGAAGCCCGCCGACUUCAAGAAAGCCAAGGUCAAGCUCGGUAAGGGCAAGCAACAAGCCUCCAAUGCGACAGAUACAUCCUUCAAGGCUAGAACCAUCGCGCUUCCUGGGCAACGUCUUGAUCGAGCUUUUGCGACUCCCGAUGAGCCAGUCACUGCUCAAGGCUUGACCCUGGAUGAAGUGAUAUUGCGAUUGAGGCAUCCCAAUGCCGGUGUUCGUAGGGACGCUCUGGGUGGUAUCAAGGAGAUCUUGGUGGUACAGCCUGCUAGAGAUGUCGGCAAGGUUCUGAGGGCUUUAGGGGGAGUCAUUUCAGACGAUGAUUCUGGAGUGAGAAAGACCUUGUUGAGUCUGGUCGGCUGGUACCUUUCACUUCAAGAUGAGUCCUCUCUUACACCACAUAUCCCUCUACUUCUACUCCAUACAUCUUCUGGUUUAUCACACAUUUUCCCCGAGAUCCGACUGGAUGCUUGCAAAUUGGUCCAUAUACUAUUGGACCACGUCCCUUCGCACGUAGUUGGAUCAUGGCCAGAUUGUCCGGCAGGGUCAAACAACAUUCUAGAAGGAUUACGUUUAGCCCUUGGUCUGCAGGGAGACACAGGAACGACGAUGAGCAAGACAGGUUCUGAGGGUCGAUUGACAGCUUUGGAGACUCUGCUCGCCUUCCUCAAGUUUGCUCUUCGUAGAACAAUGGAUGUCCAAGACCCUAGUUCUAGCUUCGCAGGACCGGCUCCUAUAAGGAACUCAAGUUUGCAGUCCCUCAAAGGGAAAGAGAGGGAGGUCGUGGGCCAGGUCUUCUCACCCGGAGAGUAUGGCUAUCUUGCCGGUACCCACAACUGGGCAGAGUCUUCUUCUUCUACUUUUUGGGACAUGUCUGGUCUUGGAGUGCAGGGGUCUGGGGAAGAUGAGCAGCAAAUCACCCAAUUGACUACCCUUUACGACCAGCUCGCUCCGCUACUCGUAUCAACAUUCAUGGAAUCUGCCCCGGUGGCUUUCGCACCAAAUCGAUCAAAUGCGACAUCUGUUGACCAGACAGCAACGUCCCUAUGUCUCGUUUCUGCAUCACUCACAGUCCACCUUGCCGGUGCCAUUCGUCGCGAUUCAGGCUCAGACCGAGCUAUCAGACAAACGGUCUUCGCAUUCAUCCGGCGAAUGACACCUUACUUCCCCUUUCCCUCAGGCAGGGCAGCUGCCUCGACUACUCUGAAUGGCUUAACCCAUGGUUUCGAGAUGUCCCUUGCGUUCGCUUCUCUCGUCACUUUGCUGUUACCUGCCACACCAGUCAUGACGCUGCCACGAUCUCUGGCUUCACAAGGCUGGGUCGGAAGGGUGCAGCUAAUCAAUGAAGCUUGGUCAAAGAUCCAAUUGUCAAGUGCAGUCACUUCCUCGGGUACAGGCGACAUUUCAGAAGAAUGGGCCAUCGGCGAGGUUGCAGAUUGGAUAAGCACCUGUCUCGCAACCACUCAAGAUGUCACCACCGCACCGCUCUCGUCAGCCGCUUUUCGAGCUCUGCUGCCCAUCAUUUCUGACCUGAUCAUUCUCCGACAAAAGCGGGUCCAGACUGAAGAUCUGUCCGUUCCUGAACCCUCUUCUCUCGUAGGAGAACCUUUCAUAUCGCAUCUUUUGCGAUCUUCAUCAUCAAGUGCGACCAGAACAGCGGGAGACGAAAAUUUGAUCGACCUGGUGCUAAUUCAUGAGGAUCUUCAGUCGAGCGUUCCCUUCUUCCUUGAUCUGGGCUCUCCAUUGAGACAUCUCAUCAAGAUCUGGCUAGAAUCUCUGCCGAAGACCCUGUGGGAGAUCGGUCACAAGAAUGAUACCGCUACAACAAACAUCCUGGAGUUCCUCUUGCGGAUCGGUCUGCGGGGCAGAGAAUCGUUCGUGGCGCCGUACAGCCUGGUUCCUCACACCAUCUUUCAGGAAGUCAGUGCCAAGCUGGCAUCAUUCUUUCACAUUUCUCACCCUACCAGGGGUCACAUUGCUGGCCCUUGGAUCCGCUUACCAAAUGCCUGGACGAGGAAAUUGGCACUCGACGUAGCCAGGGUGUGGACGCCAUACGAGGCGGAUUUAGGUAGAGCGGUGGACUUGGCCGUCAAGGGCACUGAUUGGGAGAGAUAUUGGCGGAAGUGACUGUAGCGUAGACAAGAUGCCAUGGUUGAUGCAAACAAGCCAGA